Molecule: messenger RNA, 3135 nt
Organism: Penicillium odoratum
Lineage: Eukaryota; Fungi; Ascomycota; Eurotiomycetes; Eurotiales; Aspergillaceae
Gene: aof2
Product: putative lysine-specific histone demethylase Aof2
Exons: 1
Coding region: 1-3135 (1044 amino acids)
Molecular function (GO): protein binding; oxidoreductase activity
Source: RefSeq, a predicted model, not a curated record
AUGGAUUUCAAUCCAUUGUGUCCCGCAGGCCCAAGUCCUGACUUCGAUGGAUCACAGCCUGGCUACAAUUACACAUCGUUGAAUAUGGAGAGAUCUAUGACAAUGCAGACGGGCCAAACUGCCUUCAUCAACCAGGCUAUUCCCAAUGAACGGUCCAUCGAACUAGCAUCAGAGCACACAAUAUUUCAAAUGGAAGAACCUGAACCGCCUAGGAAAAGAAUGCGCAGUUCAGUUAACGAUACAUCCAAAAUGCAACACACCCUCAAGAGCCAAAUACAGCCUGCGGGGUAUCCAUUUGCCAAUGGUGGCGGCAACACUCCCAUUGACACGACAUCUACCGCUCAUUCAUCAUCAUUCGAUUCAACAAAAUCAACUUCCCCCCUCACAACUCCCGAGUAUCUAUCUAGCCCGCCUUGUGUGGCAGGUGUGAGUGUUCUAGAAAGUGGAAAGGUAGACUUGACCAAGUGCCGCCCACGUUCAUCCAUCCCAGCUCAUCUGAAACCCGAGGUAUAUGCCAAGCAAUGUGUAGAUUCUGCCGUUGCAUCUCGCCUGGAUCCUUAUGAACUUCAUCCCAAAGAACAGGAAGCUCUACAGGAUCAUCUUUGCCACAUACAAGUCACGCUCUAUCUUAACAUUCGAAAUGGCAUUCUACGACUCUGGAUUCAGAACCCCAUGGUUAGUGUCACCAGAGAAGAGGCCCUGGGUGUUGCAAAAGACUACCGCUGGAUGAAUCUUGCUUCAUUCGCAUUUGAUUGGCUCGCACGGUACGGUUACAUCAACUUCGGCUGCGUCGAGAUCCCCAUGCCUAUUGUGCCUCCUAGAAGAGGAAGACGGAAAGAAGGGCCAGUCAUUGUGAUUGUGGGAGCCGGUGUUGGUGGGCUGGGCUGUGCCCGUCAGCUGGAAGGUCUCUUUCGUCAUUACCGGGAUUCAGAAACUUCCCCUCGGGUUGUUGUUUUGGAAGGCCGUCGCAGAAUCGGUGGAAGAAUCUACUCGCACCCGCUUCACAGUAUGGAAUCGGAAACAUUGCCCUCGGGGCUCGUCCCCAAGGCGGAGAUGGGUGCCCAGAUCAUCAUCGGCUUUGACCACGGUAAUCCUCUCGACCAGAUUGUUCGGGGUCAAUUAGCUCUGCAUUACCACCUUCUCCGUGACUUCUCUACUAUAUACGAUACCGAUGGAACUCCUGUGGAUGACGUUCAUGAUUCAAUGACACAAAAACUUCACGAUAAUUUGCUAGAGCGAACUGGGGCGUUCCGCCGCGACGUUCGCGUCCCUACCACGGCUGAAGGUGAUGCCGAUAUGAUAAACACUGCUCGUGAGUCUAUCAGUGAUGAUGGCCUUACUAUUCGACAGUAUGAAGAAGCUCGUCGCGCCGGGACUACUCACCUUCUCAUUCCCACCAAACGAGUUCGACGUCAUCGAGGCGCAGGACACAAAACUGUAGAUAUCGAACCCGUGGACGAUGUGGAGGAAGACACCGCGGGAAAUGAGGACACCGCAGCGUCGUUCUGUUUGGCUACAGGAUGGAGGUUGAACCCUGGGUAUUCUGCAAGCGAUACACUCGAGCUGGAUGAGACUGCAAAUGCGACUCCGACACAAUCUUUGGGCGCCUUGAUGGACGAAGGUACCAGACAAUACCAGAAGAUGCUUCCUUUGACACCCAAAGAUAUGCGACUUCUGAAUUGGCACCUUGCCAAUGUCGAAUAUUCCAAUGCGGCAAGAGUUAACGAGAUCAGCCUCUCCUCAUGGGAUCAAGAUUCAGGGAAUGAAUUCAAUGGGGCACAUUCGCAUGUGAUCGGUGGUUAUCAACAAUUGCCAUUUGGCCUAUACUCUUUGCCUACGAAGCUUGAUGUCCGCACGAACAAAAUCGUCCAGAGUAUUUCCUACGACCCGACUGGUUCCGGCAGGCAAAAAUCGGUGAUCCAGUGCGAAGAUGGCGAGAAGUUCACCGCAGACCAUAUUGUUUUUACGGGCUCCCUGGGUGUUCUUAAACAUGAAACAAUUCGUUUUAAUCCUCCUCUCCCUGACUGGAAGUUGGGCGCUAUUAAGAAACUAGGAUUUGGGCUCAUGAACAAGGUGAUCCUAGUAUUUGAUGAACUCUUCUGGGACGAUACCAGAGACUUAUUUGGUCUCCUUCACGAACCAACAGUUCACGACAGCAUGAAUCCAGAGGACUAUGCCAAGAAUCGCGGGCGAUGCUAUAUGUUCUGGAAUUGCUUGAAAACCACUGGACUUCCUGUUCUCAUUGGUCUCAUGGCUGGAAAUGCUGCUUAUGACACCGAGACCACAUCAGACGAUACAAUCAUCUCAGAGGUGGUUUCCCAGCUGCGAAAUGUAUUCAAGCAUACCAGUGUACCAGAUCCGAUCGAAACCAUCAUUACUCGGUGGGCUUCUGAUAAAUUCACGCGUGGCAGCUAUUCCUUCGUGGCAACUGAAGCUGGUGCAGAAGACUACGAUCUCAUGGCACGACCAAUCGGCUCUCUGCACUUUGCAGGUGAGGCUACUUGCGGCACUCACCCAGCAACUGUCCACGGGGCAUACAUUUCAGGCCUCCGAGCAGCUGCGGAAGUAAUCGAGUCCGUCGUAGGCCCGAUCGAGAUGCCCACUCCUCUCGUCCCUGCCAAGGCAGCCAAUGGCGCCCAACACCAGGAAAUUAUCGAGCCCGUCCCAGCUCCACAAAAACCUCCCCUUCCAUUCAGCAACGCGGCUAGCGAACAAAAGCGUCGCGAGACUUACGACCAAGCCAUGUGGACUGCCAUCUACGCCGAAAUUGGUCCCGCCCCAGCUCGCCCUCCCAAAGUGGCCUUGAACCCUUUCCUCCUGUACCAGAAAGACUACUGGUCCAAAUGCCGUGACCAGUGCCUGGAGGCUCGUCGCGCCGGCCCCAGCAAACCUAAUGCGAAGGCCAGCCGCGACGAGAUACGCCAUGCACUCGGUCAGAUGUGGCGCAAUGCCUCGGCUGAGGAAAAGAAGCCCUACCUCGACCAGAUCGAAGUGUGCCGUGUCGAGAAAGAUCGGGCUUGGAAUGAAUGGAAAGUUGCUGCGAACGAUUGGGACCGACGAUCGCUACAGGUGAAGAGCGAGUGGUGUGCCGAGAACCCGUACGCGGGGUGGAUUACACCUGAGCUGGCAGAAUAG